Myxocyprinus asiaticus (Chinese sucker) is the source of this 2435-nucleotide messenger RNA. RefSeq names its product metal cation symporter ZIP8-like. The transcript has 8 exons. Lineage: Eukaryota; Metazoa; Chordata; Actinopteri; Cypriniformes; Catostomidae. Bases 1059 to 2240 code for a protein of 393 amino acids. Gene Ontology annotation, cellular component: membrane. The record is from RefSeq and is a predicted model, not a curated record. Gene Ontology annotation, molecular function: zinc ion transmembrane transporter activity. Gene Ontology annotation, biological process: intracellular zinc ion homeostasis; zinc ion import across plasma membrane.
AUUCAAAUGAAUAAACAAUUGCAUACACUGAAACAACCCAGAAUUUAAAUCUUUUCUCAUUUAAAACUUGUUUGUUUUGGACUUGUCCCACAAACCUCCGUAAACAAAAAGCCAUUGCACAACAUUAAUGAUCAUUAUAACAAAUCUUUUUCAGUAUAUACAUUUAUUUUGACUAUAUUUCUUAAUAAAAAUGCCAAAUCAUGGCUGGUCAGUAAUGUUGAUAAAGUAGGUUGCAUUGGGAAAUGUGCAAAUGUUGGAAUUAUGUCCUACCAUAUCCGCGAGACAGUUACUCCAAGGGGCCGUUUACACGACAACGUUUUCAAAUAAAAACGGAAAACUUUUUAUGCAUUUUGGCUGUUCAUUUACACAACAACGGCAUUUUGGGUUCUGAAAACGCAAACUUUUGAAAACGGGUUUCAAAGUGCACGUUUUUGAAAAUGAUGCUGUUAUCGUCUCCGUGUAAACAUACAAAAACGCGAAUUUGUGAAAACGAUGACGUCAUGCGCACGCAUAUUAUGUGUUAUAUAAAGAAUGAUGGAUUGAAGGCAUCGAUUUUAGAUGUAUAAUUAUCAAUAUGAAUACUGGUGUCUGUGCAAAUAACAAUAAUCAACAAUUUAUUCAUUUGGAGUGUUUUGUAUGGAAAGAACAUUGUACAAUAGGCAGAACCUGCACUUUGAAAAUCUUGAAAUUAAUGUAUGGAUUCAGAUGGGAAAAAUGUAUUUGUAUUUUAAAUGUUAUUUAUUUAUUUACUUAAUUUUAUUUGAUGUACCUUUACCCUGCAAUUCAUUCACCCACCGCUAAUGUAUAUAGCCUAUAGACAGAGAUGUGAAGCCAUGUACAGUAUUCAAUGAUAUGCUUAGAAUAUGAAAACAUGAGGCAGUGAAAAUGCAUGUUAGAUCCAGUGUACACAAGACCUCUCUCUCCGUCAGAAGAUAUCCAUGUAUCAGUGUUCUGUCUGAUAUCCAAAACCAGUUAACAUCAACAGCUUGUUAUGUUAACUUACUCUCCUACCAGCCCAAGAGUCAGCAGGGGGAAUACAGAAGGCAGGAGACGAAGUGAUGUGCUUGCCAUUGUCAGAGCUGCUGUCUGCCUUUGGGUUGGGUAAUGCUUCUGUGGUCAGUCUUGAUGAUCUGCAGUUGAUGUGUCCAGCUAUUCUCACUCAGGUCUUGUUACCUGCCUGCCCUUACACACCUCUCUCUGACCAAAAUGCCUCUGACCACAAAGUUUGGGGUUAUGGGUUCCUGGCAGUGACCGUGAUAAACUUGGCUGCUCUUUUGGGUUUACUUCUGGUGCCUUUCGCCAAAAAAACAUAUUUUCCAAAAGUUUUGACCUACUUCAUUGGACUGGCCAUUGGAACACUGUUUUCAAAUGCUGUACUGCAACUGAUCCCAGAGGCCCUUGGCUUAGAUACCAAAGAUGAUAACUAUGUGCUGAAUGCAGUUGGGAUUUUUGGUGGUUUUUAUGUUCUGUUCUUCACUGAGCGAGUUUUAAAGAUGGCAUUGAAAGCAGAUACAGAGCAUGGCCACAGUCAUUUUCCUCCCCUGCAGUCAGCUGAUAUCGCCAUCACCACAUUCAGCAAUGACAUUGUCAUAAGCAACAUCAGCAGUGACAUCAUUACAAACAACACCAAUAAUGAAAUCAACACUAAUAACUGUAAUGAAAAGUCCAGCAACCCAGCUGAGAGUCCAGCCAUUGAACAGAAUGCAUGUGCGUUGUGGACUUGUCGCUGGGUAAGAGGGGAACGAAUGUCUAAUAUAAAAACUGUGGCAUGGAUGAUCACUCUUACUGAUGCACUGCAUAACUUCAUAGAUGGUCUGGCAAUCGGAGCAUCCUUCACCCUCUCCCUCCUCACUGGCUUCAGCACCUCUAUUGCCAUCUUCUGUGAAGAGUUCCCUCAUGAGCUCGGUGAUUUCGUGAUUCUGUUGAACUCGGGCAUGAGUGUGGCUCAGGCUGCGUGUUUUAAUUUGCUGUCAGCUAUGUGCUGUUAUCUUGGUCUUGCACUGGGGAUUCUGCUGGGCAGCAGUUUUGCUCCAAAUCCUAUCUUUGCUAUUGCUGGUGGAAUGUUCAUCUACAUCGCCCUUGCAGACAUGUUCCCAGAGAUGAACAGUAUCAUGGCAAGACAAACAAGAGGCUAUAGAGAAAAGGUUGUGUUCUUCCUGAUCCAAAAUGCUGGACUGCUCAGUGGAUUCACUGUAAUUCUGCUUAUUACCAUGUUUGCGGGAGAAAUCAAUCUGGGCUAAGAAGAGAGGACCAAAUGAAAAAGAAGGGAAACAAGGAAUGAUUGUUUUCAGUGCCAGAAACCAAAAACUCGAGACAGAGACUGAAAUUUUUCUAUCGUUUGUAUUGUAGACAUGUACUUUAUUUGCUGUUGACAGAAUCAUAUUAUCCUGCAAGAGAUUACUUAUGUAAUAAAUUAUAAUAAGAUUUUUUUUCAA